UGCAGAGUUGAGUAAAAAAAAACCAUAGGGUGCCUUUGGAUGCAUGUACAUUUAGGUCAUUACAGCUUAUCUGAAUAAGCACUUAUUUUAUAUAUGAGGAAUAACAACACAAAUGAAAGACUUGUUGUGUUGACAUCACACUUCACACCUUCAACUUCAAUGGCUUCUGAGAAAGAAGCUGCCCUUGCUGCUACUCCCUCUGAUUCUGAUUCUCCCACCAUAUUUGACAAGAUCAUCAACAAGGAGAUUCCUUCUACCGUCGUUUAUGAAGACGAUAAGGUACUUGCCUUUAGGGACAUAAGUCCUCAAGCUCCUGUGCACAUUCUUAUCAUUCCUAAAGUCAGAGACGGCUUGACCGGUAUUUCCAAGGCCGAGGAGAGGCACUUUGAGAUUCUCGGGCGACUUCUUUACACCGCUAAGCUGGUUGCAAAGCAAGAAGGUCUUGACGACGGCUACCGGGUUGUAAUCAACGAUGGACCAAAAGGAUGCCAAUCAGUUUACCACAUUCAUGUGCACCUUCUCGGCGGUCGUCAAAUGAACUGGCCACCAGGCUAAAAUGUAGGAAAGGAUUUGCGGCGAGCCUUCCGCUCGACGGGAAUUGUUACACUGGUUUUGCUAUCUCUCAGUAAUGAUUUAAGCAACUAAUAAUUUGAUGCAUGGCUUUUGAUGCUCUACUAAUAUUAGCAUUGAAUAUUUAUAAAGUGUUCUUGAAUUUGGCUCUUAACUAUGUUUAAAGUCCUAUUGCAAAUGUUAGUUGUUAUUUUUGUUAAUAGAGGGUGUUGAGUUUAACUUGGUUAUAACUCCACUUUUUAAAAUGAUAUUAGAUUUUAUCUUAGA
Cicer arietinum (chickpea) is the source of this 837-nucleotide messenger RNA. RefSeq names its product 14 kDa zinc-binding protein. The record is from RefSeq and is a predicted model, not a curated record. Gene Ontology annotation, molecular function: catalytic activity. NCBI's taxonomy places the organism in Eukaryota, Viridiplantae, Streptophyta, Magnoliopsida, Fabales, Fabaceae.